Messenger RNA from Gasterosteus aculeatus aculeatus (three-spined stickleback), 2978 nucleotides. RefSeq names its product selectin E (gene sele). Gene Ontology annotation, cellular component: membrane. The record is from RefSeq and is a predicted model, not a curated record. Lineage: Eukaryota; Metazoa; Chordata; Actinopteri; Perciformes; Gasterosteidae. Gene Ontology annotation, biological process: cell adhesion.
CAUAAGUGCUUCCAGGAAAGGUGGACCAGACCUAUGAAGAGUAUAAAAGCAAGACCCUCUGGACACAAAAGUCAGAAUCAUCUCAAUCUCAGACACGGCGACACUAAAGACUUACUAAGAAUCUUCUUUUGGUCAUCACACCCGCCACUUAAUAUGUUCUGCUUUGGGUUACUUCAGACCCGCGGGCCUAAGACCUCGUGGAUCAGCUUGACUUUUCUUUGCUCAAUCUUCUGCACGUGGACAAACGUAGAAUGCUGGUCCUACUACUACUCUAACAAAACCAUGAAUUGGGAAGAAGCCCGAACCUGGUGCCGGGAGCACUACACGGACAUGGUGGCCAUCCAGAACCAGGACGAGAUCAGUCAUCUCAACAGCUGGCUGCCCAAGGCAUCCUCCUACUACUGGAUCGGAAUACGCAGGAUCAACAAAGUCUGGACUUGGGUGGGAACCAACAAGGCUCUCACCCCAGAAGCAGCAAACUGGGCAAUAGGAGAGCCGAACAACCUCAAAAGUCGAAAGAGGUCCAUGGCGAGCGAGGACUGUGUGGAGAUGUACAUCAAGAGGGAUUCGCAGGCAGGCAAAUGGAAUGACGAGAGGUGUGCAAAGUCGAAGACGGCUCUUUGCUACACAGCCGCUUGCAAGAAGGACUUAUGCGGCCAUGGAGACUGUGUGGAAACCAUCAACAGCUAUGAGUGCGCCUGCUUUGAGGGCUUCUACGGAGAAAAGUGUGAUCAGGUUGUCCAGUGCGACGCAGAGGAGGUGACCGCUCCAGACAAAGCGAGUGUAAAUUGCAUCCACAAGUAUGGAAACUUCUCCUAUGACUCCAUGUGCCACUACUCAUGCGAGGAAGGAUACCAGCUCAGUAUGUCACGGCCCCUGACAUGCACUGCCUCUACGCGGUGGUCCGAGCCGCCUCCUACAUGUGAAUUGGUUCGGUGUCCGGUGCUGUCAAGCCCAGCAGGAGGAUCCAUGAAGUGCUCAGAUCCUCUGGGUCCCUCCGGCUACCGGUCCACCUGUGCGUUCGCCUGCGAUGAAGGCUACGUGCUCGCCGGUUCCACGUCCAACACGCUGCAAUGUGAAGCCUCAGGAAUUUGGAAUGCGUCACAGCCCCUUUGCCUCGCUGUCCAGUGCCCGUCUCUCCUGCAGCCGGACAAUGGAUUUGUCAGCUGUGGGGACGAUGCAGGAAAACACCAAUACGGAAACACCUGCAGCUUCAGCUGUGCCGCCGGCUACCUGCUGGUGGGACCGAGCAAGAUGACAUGCACGUCGGCCGCCGUGUGGAGUGAGAGGAAGCCUCGCUGUGAAGAAAUCGGAUGUCCUGCUCCUCAGAUCCCAACAAGUGGUAAAAUAACUUGCAGCCCUUCCCUGUCCUCCCUUUCUUCUACUGGGACCUCCCAUCCACUUGGCACGGUCUGCACCUUCAGCUGUGAUGAAGGCCACGAGCUGCACGGUGCACUCAGCAUGGAGUGUGCAAAUCCAGGCCGGUGGACCUCGGCACCACCAAACUGCAAAGUGGUCCAGUGUCCAGUGCUGUCAAGCCCAGCAGGAGGAUCCAUAAAGUGCUCAGAUCCUCUGGGUCCCUCCGGCUACCGGUCCACUUGUGCGUUCGCCUGCGAUGAAGGCUACGUGCUCGCCGGUUCCACGUCCAACAAGCUGCAAUGUGAAGCCUCAGGAAUUUGGAAUGCGUCACAGCCCCUUUGCCUCGCAAUCGGAUGUCCUGCUCCUAAGAUCCCAACAAGUGGUCAAAUAACUUGCAGCCCUUCCCUGUCCUCCAUUGCUUCUACUGGGACCUCCCAUCCACUUGGCACGGUCUGCACCUUCAGCUGUGAUGAAGGCCACGAGCUGCACGGUGCAUUUGGCAUGGAGUGUGCAAAUCCAGGCCGAUGGACCUCGGCACCACCAAACUGCAAAGCCGUGAGAUGCCCGUCGCUCGAGGCGCCUGAGAACGGUCACAUCAACUGCUCCAACAGCGAGCCGGUGUUCAACUCACAGUGCACCUUCUCAUGCAAUCAAGAUUACUCACUGGACGGACAUGAGCUGCUGACCUGUGAUCGUCAUGGCGAGUGGACCACCGGACAGAAACCCACCUGCCAAGCUCCCCCAUCUGCGGUGACUGCCGUGGCGUCUGGCGUGGCAGCAGGGGGCGCUAUGUUGUCUGGACUUUCUCUGGCCCUGUGGAUCAUGAAACGACUGAAGCAGAAAGCAAACAAGUUUGAGCUCAGCAGCAACUCUGACAUAGGAGAAUCUCCACAGGUCUACAGAAACAGCAUCACCAGCCUCAUAUAGAACACAGUCACAUGUUUGAGAGACAACGGAGGACAUCUGAAUUCAUCUCAAACCAUAACUGUCAGUCACCAGUCAGAGUAAUUUCAACAACAUGUCAUUGGUAUUAAUGGAAAACAUCUAUGAUGAGUAAAGGGGGUCUUUCAGACUAUUGCAUUUGAUUGUGGUAUUUGUUUGUGUUGAAUUUCAUGAGGUGCGCGGUCAUUUUGUCCACUCAUCUGCAGUAUUUUCCUCCCAGGGGGAGUUUUACAUUGAACACAUUGUUCUAAAGCUUUAUGAAUAUGCUGGAAAGGCGGCUCCAUUGAAGUUAUUGUAGAUAUUAAACGCUAUAGAUGCCAAGAGGAUCGUUGUGGCGCAGGUAGAGAGGGUGCGCUGGGAACCGCAAGGUUGGAGGUCUGAGUCCUGGCUGCCCCCAUGUCCCAUGUUGAAGUGUCCCCGAGCAAGACAUCAAACCCUUAAUUGCUCCCUGGGCAAAAAUGUAAGAAAGCCACGGGUUAAAAAUGUAGUCGCUUUGGAUAAAAGCGUCAACUAAAUGACCUUUAAUGUGAUGCCUCUUUGAGCAGAACUGUGAAUCAUUUCAGUAUUUAUAUACUAUUUAUUUAACCAAUGGUUAUUGCCUUUGAAUGACUCGUUUAUAUUUCUGUAUUCUAAAAAUAGGUCUGAUUUGUAAUCAUAAUAAAACCUGAAACUUUCAA